AUGCCCAGAAGACCAACGCUAACCUGUAGAAGAUGCCGAGAAAAGCGUAUAAAGUGUGACAAGGAGUCGCCGUGCUCAUCGUGCAUAAAGAACAAAACCCCUAAUCUAUGUGUUUUCGAUGAAAAUAACGAUCUUCUCCUGAUAAAAGGAGGCAUGGCGCUGCAUGUUUUCAAAGUUUCAAAGUCUGUCACGAAGAAACCCAAAGCUAAAGUCACCAAACUAGCCACAGAUAUGCCAGAUCACUACGUGACGGGUCACGAAGAUACAAUAGACUUUCAUGACUUGUAUUUUGAAGACAAUACAACCUCUUCAGCGAGGUCCCCUUUGGAAUGGUCUUUCAUCGAACGAAAAGAACCAGCUCUUAGAUUUCUUCAGACGUGGAAAAUUUCAACUGACAACACACCCCAGGAGAGAUCAGGGGUAGAGGAUCAAAGACCUUUAGUCGAACGAAUAGAGGAAGUCCUUCCCAGAAAAAAACGCUGUUUUGCAUUCAAUCAAGUGCUUUUUUGA
Messenger RNA from Meyerozyma guilliermondii ATCC 6260, 510 nucleotides. RefSeq names its product Zn(II)2Cys6 transcription factor domain-containing protein. Lineage: Eukaryota; Fungi; Ascomycota; Pichiomycetes; Serinales; Debaryomycetaceae. Gene Ontology annotation, molecular function: DNA-binding transcription factor activity, RNA polymerase II-specific; zinc ion binding. Bases 1 to 510 code for a protein of 169 amino acids. Gene Ontology annotation, biological process: regulation of DNA-templated transcription. The transcript has a single exon. The record is from RefSeq and is a predicted model, not a curated record.